CACCAUGAAGAUUGCCGUCGUUGCCUUUUUCGUCAUUGCUCAGUGCGGAGCCUUUGCUCCCGCACACUAUUCUCGCACUGUCACUAGUAGUACAUUACUCGGUGCCAAGGAAAAGGGCGGGACCUCCAAAGAAUUGGACUUGCCCUGUGCAGAUGAAUGCGCGAUUUCCAAGUACCCCAAUCUCCCCGAAUCAAUCCACCCCGGUGUACUCAGUGGACAAGCGCAAAUGGAUCUACUGAAUCACGCGAAAGAACACGGCUACGCGAUUCCCGCCGUCAAUUGCGUUUCCAACUCGGGCAUCAAUGCCUGUUUGGAGGCCGCGCGAAAGAACGACGCGCCCAUUAUUAUUCAGUUUUCUUCCGGAGGCUCCCAAUUUUACGGAGGCAAAGGCCUCGACAACAGCAACUACCGGGCCGCCAUUGCCGGUGCCGUCAGUGGCGCUUUCCACGUACGUACCAUGGCCGAACAGUACGGUGUGCCGGUUAUUCUGCACACGGACCAUUGCGCCAAGAAGUUGUUGCCGUGGAUUGACGGUCUACUCUCGGCCAGUGAACGCUACUACGAGCAACACGGCGAGCCCUUGUUCAGCUCGCACAUGAUUGACUUGAGUGAGGAACCGAUCGAGGAAAAUAUCGAAAUCUGCAAAGAAUAUUUGACACGCAUGGACAAGAUUGGAAUCUUGCUCGAAAUGGAAUUGGGAAUUACGGGAGGAGAAGAAGACGGUGUUGACAACAGCGACCGACCGAUCGAGGACCUAUACAGCAAACCGGAAGAAAUCUACCAGGUAUAUGAGGAACUCAUGAAAAUUUCCGACAAGUUCACGGUGGCGGCCGCAUUCGGUAACGUACAUGGUGUGUAUUCUCCCGGAAAUGUCAAACUGGAGCCCAAGAUUUUGAGUCGCGCCCAGGAUUACAUUUCCGAAAAACUUGGUGACAAGGCACCGGCAGACAAGAAGCCCGUUGCCUUCGUUUUCCACGGUGGAUCCGGUUCGGACGUUGCGGAUAUUCAGGAAGCCAUUGGCUACGGGGUGAUCAAAAUGAAUAUCGACACCGACACUCAAUGGAGCUACUGGGAAGGUAUCAAGAACUUUGAGACCAAGUACCACGAUUACCUGCAGACACAGAUCGGCAACCCCGACGGACCGGACAAGCCCAACAAGAAAUAUUACGACCCGCGAGAAUCCAUGCGUGCCGCAGAAGUCAACACGGUUGCUCGAUUGGGCAAAUCGUACGCCGACCUAAAGUGCCAAAAUAUUUUGGGACUAGGCGAAGUGGAACCGGCAGACAAUGUACUCGGACCCCGCCGAGGAGGUCUUCCCGUGUAAUUGCGGAAAGUAAUAUAUGUGUGUGUUCGCGAGAAGUACGGAAUUUCGUGUUCGGCGAACCAACCACGUAGCGUUGUAGUCAUCCGUACCGUUUUUCUAUGUUGCAACAGCAAUAUUCAAUGCGCGUCACGGCAACCAAUAAUAUUUACAAAAGUAGACAAAAUGCUGAAUCUAC
Messenger RNA from Phaeodactylum tricornutum CCAP 1055/1, 1499 nucleotides. It is a transcript of the gene FbaC2, whose product is annotated as fructose-1,6-bisphosphate aldolase. The record is from RefSeq and is a predicted model, not a curated record. The transcript is spliced from 2 exons. Lineage: Eukaryota; Bacillariophyta; Bacillariophyceae; Surirellales; Neidiaceae. Gene Ontology annotation, molecular function: fructose-bisphosphate aldolase activity; zinc ion binding. Gene Ontology annotation, cellular component: cytosol. Gene Ontology annotation, biological process: glycolytic process; gluconeogenesis. Bases 5 to 1324 code for a protein of 439 amino acids.